Osmia bicornis bicornis is the source of this 978-nucleotide messenger RNA. It is a transcript of the gene veli, whose product is annotated as protein lin-7 homolog C. NCBI's taxonomy places the organism in Eukaryota, Metazoa, Arthropoda, Insecta, Hymenoptera, Megachilidae. The transcript is spliced from 6 exons. The coding region runs from base 128 to 724 and encodes 198 amino acids. The record is from RefSeq and is a predicted model, not a curated record. Gene Ontology annotation, cellular component: basolateral plasma membrane; cell-cell junction; synapse. Gene Ontology annotation, biological process: neurotransmitter secretion; protein localization to basolateral plasma membrane; maintenance of epithelial cell apical/basal polarity. Gene Ontology annotation, molecular function: protein binding.
AGAUGUUUCACGUUCUUGGUUUACAACUCUUGGUCGAUAGAUCAAAUUGUUGACGUAUUUUCGUGACAGUAGUGACUGUCAGUGACUGUUAAGUGUCACGGUCAACGAAGUUAUUGUAUUUGUAGGUAUGGUUACGAUGGGCGAACCCCUCACUUUAGCAAAUGAUGUUAAGAGGUCCAUUGAAUUAUUAGACAAAUUACAGAAAGGUGGAGAAAUACCUGCCACAAAAUUAGCUGCCUUACAAAAAGUUUUACAAAGUGAUUUUUUGAGCGCUGUUCGCGAAGUAUACGAACAUGUAUAUGAAACUGUAGAUAUUCAGGGUUCUCAAGAUGUUCGUGCAUCGGCUACUGCUAAAGCAACGGUUGCUGCUUUUGCGGCAAGCGAAGGUCACGCACAUCCACGGGUAGUUGAAUUACCAAAAACCGAAGAAGGUCUUGGUUUUAAUGUGAUGGGAGGCAAGGAACAAAACUCGCCAAUUUAUAUUUCACGAAUUAUCCCUGGAGGUGUUGCCGAUCGACAUGGAGGCUUGAAACGCGGUGAUCAGCUUCUUUCAGUGAACGGAGUCUGUGUUGAAGGAGAAAAUCAUGAAAAGGCAGUAGAAUUACUAAAACAAGCACAAAAUUCUGUGAAACUGGUUGUACGAUACACUCCACGUGUCUUGGAAGAAAUGGAAUUGCGAUUUGACAAGCAAAGAGCAGCGCGUAGGCGUCAACACAUGCAAUAAAAGGAAAAUAUAUUUAUUUCAAUUGUACUUUUAUCAGUGAUUGUACGACACACAUAUUAAUACCGUUUUUAUUAUUAUCUCUUUUUUCAUGAUUCAUAAUCACAAGAAACUUCGAUUAAAUAAGGAAAUUUAUAAGACUUAAAUUUCAUAAUAUUUUACUGCUGUUCUAACUGUUUCUGCGUUUUAUGUUUCAAAAGAUAUGUAUGGAUGUUAUACAGUUUUGAGAAAUAAAAUUACACAAUAAGCCCUUAAAA